This is a messenger RNA of Rhipicephalus microplus (southern cattle tick), 1139 nucleotides long. Its product is annotated as putative methyltransferase DDB_G0268948. Lineage: Eukaryota; Metazoa; Arthropoda; Arachnida; Ixodida; Ixodidae. Gene Ontology annotation, molecular function: S-adenosylmethionine-dependent methyltransferase activity. The record is from RefSeq and is a predicted model, not a curated record.
UAUGUCGGCGCGUGUUUUGUCUGCGUUAUCGAAGUGCAAACCGACCUUGUUUACUGGAUGCUUGGUGCGCAAAGUGCGCGUGAGCAACAGCCAUCACUCACUGGUGCUUUCGAACAGGCUGUGCUCAUCAAAUUUCUCUGGCAGCGCAGCGUCACAUGACGGAAUGUCAGGCGGGUCGCGCGGUGCCACUGAUGAGUGGUCGCCUACCAGCCUCGAAGAGUCCUAUCGGCGCUGCUUCGUGGGUAACGACCUUUCGGCGAAGUACAAGUUGGCCAGGCCCAUAGUGCCGCCUGCCAUGGUCGCAGACAUCGUAGAGUACGCAAACGAAACGGUUUUAUGCAAGGAUGGUCUGUGCGCAGACGUCGGAUGUGGUCCCGGACAAAGCACGGAGCUUUUCUGUCCGCACUUCAGGAAGGUCGUGGGCACCGACAUCAGCGAGACGCAGAUUGAAAUUGCUCGAGCAGCUUGCACCGCCAAGAACGUGAGCUUCGAGGUGUCCAACGCCGAAUCGCUUCCUUUCGACGAUGGCACCGUGGCUCUGGUGUCGACGGUUAAUGCGCUGCAUUGGUUCCGCUGGGAUGCCUUCUUUCCUGAGGUUCGCCGGAUUCUGGUGGAUGGCGGCGUCUUCUGUCCGUCGCUGUUCCGGCUACGUGCCGUGGCCGAGCCAGGACUUGAGGACUGUCUCGAAGAGUUUCGGUAUCAGGAGUUCGAAGGCUAUCCUGACUGCUCAGCACGACUUCUGGACGUAUGGCUACGAGAAGACAGAAGUGCCCUUCAGUGACGUUCGAAAGAAGGACUACGUCGUCAAUGAGAUGACGACACUGUCGGCUGUUUUGGCGUGCGUGAGGACUUGGAGUUUUGUUAUACGGAUGGAAAAAAGGAACCCGAGCGUGCCAGGCAGGCCCUGGAAAGGCUAGAGACGAGAAUUCGCUCGAAGCUUGGCAAGCCCGGUGAAGAUGAUCCGGAGGUUCAGGUAGCCUACAGAGCGUCUUACAUCCUGUGUCGAAAAUAACAUUCCUGUGGACUACCAAAACGUUUGUCGUGCUCGCGCACCUGAAGUUCAAGAAGUGCCAUACGAUCAAAUGUCUGGCGUAAACUGCCUAUAUAUGCAGUGGACCAAUAAAGUUCUAGCGCACAUU